Molecule: messenger RNA, 3195 nt
Organism: Microtus oregoni (creeping vole)
Lineage: Eukaryota; Metazoa; Chordata; Mammalia; Rodentia; Cricetidae
Gene: Zc2hc1c
Product: zinc finger C2HC-type containing 1C
Exons: 3
Coding region: 256-1827 (523 amino acids)
Source: RefSeq, a predicted model, not a curated record
UGCUCCCAGGGCCUACUGUCUGCCUCCACAUGGCCCACCGCCACCGUUCAGGCCACCACUCUGGGACCGGCAGCCUUUUCUGCCUGGGACUGGCUGCUCCCAGAGACUGCUGCCUGCCACCACAUGGCCUGCUGCCACCAUUUGGGACCUACAGCAUUUCUGCUGCCUACUGCUGCGGGGAUCUUGCUGCAUUUUUAAAAAAGAACAACAGACAUGAAUAACUGUGCAGUUAACAGGCUUUGGUCCAGGCCCUGAAUGGCUGGUCUCCAGUUGGCUCCACAUCUGCCUGUGGGCGUUAUGUUCCCACAUAAUAAAACAGAAGCGCCAGGGCUCCACUCAGCAAAGCGGGACCCUUAUGAACAAGGUGACUCUUCCCAGCGGUCCUCGAUGGGACACUUGAGGAACAAUUUCCAGCAGAAGUUUUGGAACAAUACAGAGCCUGAGCCGGAGGAGGGUGUCUCCACUCACCCCAAAGGGAACAUGUGCACAAAAGCCCGGAGGCACUCGUGUCCCCAGAGUGCCAGGAUCAGCCAGCAGAGCUCAGCAAGCAAUCCCCAGGGCCAAGGAAAGGGCUCAUUUUCCUUGUCAAACCCUCAACCCCGGUAUCCCAAAGCAAAUGACCAAGACUUCAUUCCCUUGAGGAAGAAACGAGUUGGAGUAGAUCGAGCAUACCCACUGAAACCCAUGGCCCACCGGAAGUCUCAUAGUACAGGUGAGGUAGGCACCGAUGGGGACCAGAAUGCCUAUCCAAGACUCCCUAACUCGAGCGAGCUUUCAGACAGCAACUUUGGUUUGAGAAGCUGGUUGAAUUCGUCUCUUUUUGCCUCUGUGCAGGCAGAGAAGGUCAUGGCGGACCUCCAUAGGACCGAGUGGACACAGAUCCGAAGACUAGAAGCGGCAGGUGAGACGCUAGAGAUGGAAAUCCGCAGAAAAGAGAGCCUCCUGAGAGAGAAGCUGAAGAAGACAGAGGAGGGUCUCCGAAGGAUUCAGAAGGAAAAGAAAGGGGCCCAGGAGCAUGAAGACAGAGAGCUACUAAGAACGACCCUAUCUGCAGGGAGAGUUAGGGACCGUAACAGCAACGCCACACAGACACCCAGUUUAUCUCCCGAGUUCAGUUCCGAGGAAUUCAGUAGAGAUAGGGAAGAGGGUCAACCUUGUGAAUGGGCUCAGAAAACCUCUAGCCCACUCCAGUUCUCUGAUUAUGAAAUCCAGAGGCUCAAAAGGGAGAGGUUGAUGGCAAGUAACAACAAAGUCCGAGACUCAGGGCCUCCCGCAGACGAAUUCCUGAAACCUUCAGAAGAGCUGGGCAGCACAUUGCAGGCAUCAAGCCCGUUGGCAUCACCAGGCUCCUUGGGGUCCGGUUCCUCCACAGAAGAGCCAGAGCUGAGCAAGUGCAGCCACUGUGGACGCUCGUUUCUUUCUCUCAGGCUGCAGAGACACUCCACCGUCUGUGGGAAGAUGCAAGGAUCCAAGAGGAAAGUGUUCGACUCCUCCAGGGCCCGGGCUAAGGGCACAGAGCUAGAGCAGUACUUGAACUGGAAGGGGCCAGCCACCGCCGCCAAGACGGAGCCUCCCCGGAAGAGCACCUGGAGACAGAAGCACGAGUCUUUUAUCCGCACCCUCCGUCAUGCUCGGCAGGUCCAGCAGGUCAUUGCCAGAGGUGGGAAUCCCUCAGACUUGCCCCCCAUCCUGCCUGCGGAAAACCCAGACUAUGUCCAGUGUCCCCACUGCAGUCGCCACUUUGCUCCCAAGGUGGCUGAACGCCACAUACCCAAGUGUAAGACCAUCAAGAACCGCCCCCCACCCCCGAGGAGGCACGACAGCUGAGCAGACAAUGGCAGACCCGCCUUGCUUAGUUGAGGAGGCUGAGCUUCCCUUCAGCAGUAAACCAGAGCGUGAGUGGCAGAAAGCAGGGAGAAGCGGUACCUUUGCAGAACUCAGGCCCCACCUGCUGAGCCAAACCACCCCGGAGGAGAGCUCGCUACCUGGCAGGAGGCGGGUGGAAGCUCAGUUUCUCACUGGAUCAUAACCCUGGCUGUGUGUUUAUGUUCUUGCCUGCAGGACUGGGGCGGGUGUGUGUGAGAGAGAGGACACUGGGUAGUGAGGCCGCAUUAAAGCGCUCUUCUCCUGAGCCCGACCAUGGUUUGUGCUGAAGUGCCUGCAUUCAGUUGUGUUUUCUGACCAUGGCACGUGUCCAGGGUUUCUGUUAGCCCUUCUUGCUUUUCAAAGUAGGGAUAAUAAAGAGGAGUGAGGUCAGAGGGUCAUUGCCAUACAGAUGGUAACUCUUAUAAAAGAUAGAAGUUUGUGCCGUCAGGCAUUAUUGAUGGAAAUCUAUCCUUGGCCUCCAUGGCCCAUGGUUCUGGCUGCUAGCCAACAAAAGUAUGUAACAUUAGGGGACCAGUGUAUCCUUAACCUUCCCCGUGGUGUGCUGUAUAAUGAAACAUCUUUUUGCACUUUACAGGGUAAGGAUGAAUAGAAAACAAUUUUACUUCUCUGUACUUGUUCUUUUUAAACGCAUCUCAUAUGUUAAAGAAAGAAGCCCCUAGGACCCUUUCAAACAAUACUGCCUGGGUACCUUGAGACAGCAGAGCCAGUCUAAGCAAGCAUAGACAAUGUUCAUUUUCAUGGCCCUGUGAUCGGAGCGUAGUCAGACUUCUAUUUUAAACACUGAAAGGGAUCAGGUCUUCUUAACAGUGAGAACACUGCUCACUUCAAGUUAGACCUUCAACUAGGGGGUUUGGGGAGCUUAGAAAGAUGGGCGCUGAAGCUCUUACAAAUGCUGGAUAUUUAGCCUGACAUGCCCCCAACCCUGGCAAGUUUAUUGAGGAGUACACAGUUCCUUACAUCAGGUUAAAGGGAACAGAUAAGCAGCCAUGGCUAAAGAAGUCACAAUGUUGUAUCCCCAUGGAUGUUCACAAUUUUUAAAAAUUAUGAGUGUUUUGACUGCACACCGGUACCUGCAGAAGUCAGAAGUGCUGGAUCCCCUGGAUCUGGAGUUACAGAUGGUUGUGAGCCACCACGUAUGUGCUAGGAACCCAGGUUCUUUGUUUCUUUGUUUUGACACAAGGUUUCUUGUGUAGCUUGGUGAUCCUGAAACUCACCCUAAAGACCAGACUGGCCUUGAACUGACAGAGAUCCACCACCUCUGCCUCCUGAGUGCUGGGACUAAAGGUUCUUAACCUCAGAACCAUCUCU